Trichomonas vaginalis G3 is the source of this 1722-nucleotide messenger RNA. Its product is annotated as Nfx1-type zinc finger-containing protein family. Gene Ontology annotation, cellular component: nuclear RNA-directed RNA polymerase complex. The transcript has a single exon. NCBI's taxonomy places the organism in Eukaryota, Parabasalia, Trichomonadida, Trichomonadidae. Gene Ontology annotation, biological process: regulatory ncRNA-mediated heterochromatin formation. The record is from RefSeq and is a predicted model, not a curated record. Bases 1 to 1722 code for a protein of 573 amino acids.
AUGGAAAGAAUUGAUGAAAAUGGAGAUUUCGUCGAAGAUGGUAGUAUCAAAGUCAAAUGCGUUGAUAACUACCAAGGUGAAGAAAAUCAUGUCAUUAUUUUGUGUUUGACAAGAUCCAAAUUGUCUCCUUUUGUUGGCGAGUUUAGCAGAGUUUAUGUUUCCAUUUCCAGAGCCAAGUCAUAUAUGGUUGUUUUAGGAAACAAGAAUCUUUUCGAUCAAUCGGAAACGAAGAACGGAUUAUGGCCAGAAAUCUACAAUCUCAUGAAGCAGAAAUACAAUGAAUUUGGAGAAGGAAUCAUUGUCAAUCGCUUCCUCAAAUCAAUAGAAAAUGAAAAUGACGCUGUUGUUUUAAAGAAUUCCAAUGAUUUAUGGGAUUUCAGAUUUGAUGUUGAAGAAAAGAAAUGCAAUCAUAUUUUAGACUGCGGCCAUCAGUGCCCUCUCAAGUGGAGCCACAAUGAUAAUAUCCACAAGCUCAUUCAUUGCUAUGAAACAUGUCUACACAAAUGCGAGGAUUGUGGUGCUCAAUGCCAAACACCAUGUUUUGGAUGCAAACACAUUUGCUACAACAUAAUUGAUUUUGAAAUGCCUUAUUGCCAUCAUAUUAAUAAAUUUGAAUGUAGUAUUGUUCAUUCUCAUCCUGAAACUCUUAAGUGUCAGCAUCCUUGUGAACAUAAAUGUUCCAAACACAAUGAACCAUGCAGAUUCCUUUGUGGUCACAACUUCACUCUCCAAAUUCCUAAGGAGAUGAUCUAUCUACUCACAAAGAGAACUCGUUCUUUACUUGAUGAAUUAAAUGAGUUUCAUGUUUCGGAUUCUUAUAAUGAUUCAUCUGAUGACAGCAGUGAUUCAAAUGCCCUGGCACGCUUCAUUAAUCUUCAUAAUGGUGAGGACAAAGAAGACCAUCAUUAUCUUCGUCAUUUUUGCAACAAAGAAAUUUCUGAGAAAUGUCCAAUUUGCGGAAGCACAAUGAAAGGAAAAUGCGGUGACAGGUUGAUUUGCACUGCUCCAUGUUCUCAUAUAUUGGAAUGUGGCCAUCAAUGUCCAGGAACAUGCAAUGAUUGUUGCAGAAAUGGCCACAAGGAAUGCAAUAAGGAAUGUACUUUUAUCUUCCCAUUCUGCGAUCAUAAAUGCGAAGAAUUGUGUAAAACAAGAGUUGAUCAUGAUCACAUUCAUUGUCCAGAAUGCAAGAGAUUGAGAGAAGGAAACAAUGCACCAAGAAGCUCUCUUUCGGAUUUGCCAUCAGGCACUUAUGAAAUGAGGAGAUGCCACAAGACAUGUCCUAAUUGCCAUCACCAAUGUCUUACACCGGAAGGAGAACUUUGUCUCUUUGAUUGCGAACACAACAGAGCAAAGAAGAAACAUUUCGAUUUGAAGAGAGGUGAAUUCUACUUCAGGUUUGAUUGCGGCCAUUUCGUUAAAAUGGCCAAAGCCAAAGCAGAUAUUCGCAAGCAACUUGAUGAAAUCUUCAACAAGAAUUGGGUUGAAGGAACAACACCAAAUCCUUUGCAAGAACUCCACUGUCCAAUGUGCAAUCAAGGAAGAAUUUCACCUAAUUCUCAGUGCUUCAAAAACGAAUUGGAUGAGAUCAACAAAUUCAUGGAAAGAUACAAAGCCAUGGGCCAAAAGGAUAAUGGUGUUAAGCCAUUCAUUUGUCCAAAAUGCAAAGUUUUAGUCGGAGCCAAAAAAUGCGCUAAGUGUCAGACAACUUUCCCAAUUGGAUAA